AUGUGGGCGGCCUGGUACGCCUACAUGCAGAACGACGUCCUCGCCACCGGCAUCAUGUCCUUUGUCAUGCACGAAGUUGUGUACUUUGGCCGCUCGUUUCCCUGGAUGAUUAUCGACCGUCUGCCGUACUUCAACCGCUACAAGAUCCAAAGCCAUAAAAUCCCGACCCUGCAGGAACAGUGGAAUUGCGCCAAACUCGUCCUUCUCAGCCACUUUACAGUCGAGCUGCCUCAGAUAUGGCUAUUCCACCCAAUGGCGCAGUACUUUGGAUUAGAGACGACGGUUCCCUUCCCUCCGCUGUGGAAGAUGGCCUACCAGAUCGCCAUCUUCUUCGUGCUUGAAGACACCUGGCACUACUUCUCUCACCGGGCUUUCCACUGGGGCCCGCUCUACAAGUCCGUCCACAAGAUUCACCACCAGUACUCUGCUCCCUUUGGCCUCGCCGCCGAGUACGCCUCUCCCAUCGAGGUCAUGGCCCUGGGUUUCGGAACCGUUGGCUGCCCCAUCCUCUGGUGCGCCCUGACCGGUGACCUACACAUCCUCACCAUGUACAUCUGGAUCGUCUUCCGCCUCUUCCAGGCAAUCGACGCCCAUAGCGGCUACGAAUUCCCCUGGAGCUUGCACCACUUCCUCCCCUUCUGGGCCGGUGCCGACCACCACGACCUCCAUCACGAGAAGUUCGUUGGCAACUAUGCCAGCAGCUUCAGAUGGUGGGACUACCUACUCGACACCGAGUACGACCCCGCCGCCCUGCAGAGGAAGAGAGAACAGAAGGCUAAGAAGGCCCAGUAG
This is a messenger RNA of Nannizzia gypsea CBS 118893, 792 nucleotides long. Its product is annotated as C-4 methylsterol oxidase. NCBI's taxonomy places the organism in Eukaryota, Fungi, Ascomycota, Eurotiomycetes, Onygenales, Arthrodermataceae. The transcript has 3 exons. Bases 1 to 792 code for a protein of 263 amino acids. The record is from RefSeq and is a predicted model, not a curated record. Gene Ontology annotation, molecular function: C-4 methylsterol oxidase activity; iron ion binding. Gene Ontology annotation, biological process: ergosterol biosynthetic process.